AUGGAAGCAAGAAACAUGAACAAUGUUCGUGAAAUAUUUCAAGUUGGUAUUUGUUAUUGCAUCUACUUAUUCGCAGGAGCUCAUAAUAAAGCAGGGGAGAAAUUGUUACAUGGGAUUUUGUCACUUGACCGUAUAGUCAUCUCUAGUUGUAGAUCACCUGAUGUUGACCCGAAUGUGAAGAUAUUCAAGGAUCGAAUGUCAAUCUUUCGGAUCCCACAUGG
Molecule: messenger RNA, 221 nt
Organism: Ambispora leptoticha
Lineage: Eukaryota; Fungi; Glomeromycota; Glomeromycetes; Archaeosporales; Ambisporaceae
Source: the annotation of a GenBank genome assembly